CAGUCUCGUCCGAUUUUUCAGAGAAAUCCUUCGCUCGGGAAUCGCGACGUCCCACGCCCCCCCCCCUCCUCACCCCUCUCGCAUGAGUUUUUCGCCUGGUUUAGGAACUUUCUUCGGGAAUGAGGUCCAGACUUGUACUUGUGGUAGCUACCCCCCAUCGUGGGGUCACGGCGCUUAUGCCUUUUUCUCUCACAUCUUAUAUGGCAUUACUUGCCAAAAAUGUCUGGCCUUCCUGUACGCCAUUUCGGCUGACACGGCGCUUCGCAUGUCGAUCAUCCGCGUAUGUUCAGUUUGCACCUCUUAUGAUCCAACGAAAUAUUUUUUGGAUUUACUAUGUUACCCCCCCCCCUCUCUCGCGUCCGCUGUACGCUUCGGCCUCCGUACCUUUCUUUCUUCUUUUUCGCACCUGCGGCUACGCUUCGGCUUUCGUGCCUUCUCUAUUGAGGAGUUAUUGUCUGGUCUUUGUUGCCAGCUCAAUUUUACUCUACUCCCGGGGUUUCGGGUGCGGUUCCGAUUGUAAGUAUUUUUUGGUCUUGCUAAAAGGAGAAGGUGCUGUGACCUUCGGUUUCCUUUGCGUUACUAAGUUGAAUUCUUAGUCCUUCGUCCCAUUUGAAUGUCGCAAGGUGCAGAAGGGUCGAGGUAACAGGCACUGAGAGAAGCAAUUCCAUGAUAUUGUAACGUGAUAGGUCAAGACUGACCAUUGUGUGAUUAUUGGAAACAAGA
Cantharellus anzutake is the source of this 723-nucleotide messenger RNA. RefSeq lists its product as uncharacterized. Bases 120 to 596 code for a protein of 158 amino acids. The record is from RefSeq and is a predicted model, not a curated record. The transcript has 2 exons. NCBI's taxonomy places the organism in Eukaryota, Fungi, Basidiomycota, Agaricomycetes, Cantharellales, Hydnaceae.